Laccaria bicolor S238N-H82 is the source of this 1468-nucleotide messenger RNA. RefSeq lists its product as uncharacterized. Gene Ontology annotation, cellular component: mitochondrion. Gene Ontology annotation, molecular function: metalloendopeptidase activity; metal ion binding. NCBI's taxonomy places the organism in Eukaryota, Fungi, Basidiomycota, Agaricomycetes, Agaricales, Hydnangiaceae. Bases 1 to 1398 code for a protein of 465 amino acids. The record is from RefSeq and is a predicted model, not a curated record. The transcript has 6 exons.
AUGUUCAGCCGUGUCCUCAGGACUGCAGCGCGCAACCAGCGUUCUCUCCGGGGCUUCGCGACAGCUCACAAUCCUGGGCCGUUCACCGAGGUCUCUACCCUUUCAAAUGGGCUUACAGUCGCGACGGAGGCACACCCUCAUGCCCAGACGGCUACUGUCGGCGUGUGGAUAGAUGCAGGCUCACGGGCGGAGACAGACAAGACGAAUGGGACUGCUCAUUUCCUUGAACACAUGGCAUUCAAGGGAACCAGUCGGCGAACACAACAUUCUCUCGAAUUGGAGGUUGAGAACAUUGGUGCACAUCUUAAUGCUUACACUUCGAGGGAACAGACCGUCUACUAUGCCAAGAGCUUCCGAAAGGAUGUACCAGUGGCCGUCGACAUUAUCAGCGAUAUUUUGCAAAACUCCAAGCUCGAAAACUCAGCUAUUGAGCGGGAGCGGGAUGUCAUUCUUAGAGAGCAGCAGGAGGUUGAUAAGCAGCUUGAGGAAGUUGUUUUCGACCAUCUACACGCAGUCGCCUUCCAAGGCCAACCUCUUGGCCGCACCAUUCUCGGCCCCAAAGAGAAUAUUCUCUCAAUAAAGCGUGAUGACCUUGCAUCUUACAUCAAGACCAACUACACCGCCGACCGCAUGGUCCUCGUUGGUACUGGGGGUGUUGAACACGCUGCGCUUGUCAAGCUCGCCGAGAAGCACUUCUCUUCUCUCCCAGUUUCCCCCAAACCCAUUCCUCUCGGAAGGCUCUCACACGCUAAACCCGCCUUUGUUGGGUCGGAAGUGCGCAUCCGAGACGACGAGAUCCCCACCGCUAACAUCGCUGUGGCGGUCGAAGGUGUCGGCUGGAGCUCGCCCGAUUACUUCCCCAUGAUGGUCAUGCAGACCAUCUUCGGCAACUGGGACCGCAGCCUUGGCUCAUCUUCCCUCAACUCCUCCCGCCUCUCCCACAUUGUCUCCGAGAACGACCUCGCCAACUCGUUCAUGUCCUUCUCCACAUCGUACUCUGACACCGGCCUGUGGGGUAUCUACCUCGUCUCGGAGAACUUGAUGAAUUUGGAUGACCUUAUCCACUUUACUCUCAAGGAAUGGACACGGAUGAGCAUCGCUCCUACUUCUGUCGAGGUCGAGAGGUCCAAGAGCCAGCUCAAGGCUGGACUACUUCUCAGUCUUGAUGGCACCACUGCUGUUGCUGAAGACAUUGGAAGGCAACUUGUGACCAGCGGCAGGAGGUUCACACCCCAGCAGAUUGAGUCUGCAGUUGACGCCGUCACAGUUGAUGAGAUCAAGCGCGUCGCUCAGAAAUACCUGUGGGACAAAGAUUUCGCCCUCGCCGCGGUUGGAAGCAUUGAUGGCCUUCUUGACUACAACCGUCUCCGUGCGGACAUGUCGUCCAUGAUGUACUAGAGGAUUGAUUAGCUUCCCAUUGGCUCCAUUCUUUUAGUAGAGUAAUGCUGAAUACAACCAAAUAUCCCAG